UAUUUAAUAAAUGUAAAAAUUGAGGAUGAAUACAUUUAGCUAUUAGAUAAACGCGUCACCUUAUACAUUUCGAUUCGAUAUGCAUGUUAUUCGGCAAUAUUCUGCAUUAAGAAAUUGUCAAACUGUGAUAUUCAGAUCAAACAUUUUCGACGUGGUCACGUCGAAUAUGAGCAACAGGAUUGAAUACUUGAUGAAGUAUUCAGUUGCACCUCCGCCCAGCAGAGAUUAUUACGGUCUAAAGAUUUUUCAAGACGAAAUAAUUUUGUACUUAUGGAAAAUUUCUCACGGACCUCGUAAAACACCGAUAGUACAUCGUGUCACAUUUACCGAAUUCAAUCAAGAAAAAUCUUUACAGGACGAAAUAACGUCGCGGAUUAUAGGUAAAUAUUUAUUAGAACACGUAAAAAAUAUUGCUGAAGGACAUAAAAAGACUCUUUUGACUUUAUCAAUAUCUUUAAUCGGAAAAAUAUCAAAGUGUUUACAGAUUACAGAUAUAAUUAAAUUGUUUUCAUUAUCAUGUGCAGCCUAUGAGGUAAAAGAAAUACUAAUAAAAUUAGUAAUUUGUGCAAUAUUUCUACUUGUUUUUAGAGUAUUUAAUACUAAUUUAAUUUGGCAAAUACUUUAUACAAGAGACAAAAGAACCAAAAUUAAUUUAAAGGAAAAGGAAAAGAUUUUAGUUUAUGGUUGGAAGCAAUUGUAUAAAGACAAACAAAUGCAGUCGUCAAUCAAAAAUCAAAAGAAUCUUAGGAUUUCAUCAUCAAAUACAAAUAAUGCAAAAACUAUCAAAUUAUUAAAAUCUAUCAACAAUGCCUCAAAAUCUAUUUCAAACACAACAUCGACUAUUGACAUGAGUAAGAAAUGCUCAGACCUUUCAAUGGAUCUUAUAACAAUCCCACUUUCCAAAACGAUAUCUGAUACUCAAUUUCAAACAUAUACAAAAAACGAAAAACCCCUCCCACAAAAAAAGAAUAUAAAAAAUUUUACAUUUAAUGUAAAUGAAAAAAAUGUUAAAAAAGAUCUCGUUAUAUCAAGAAUGACAAAAAAACAAAAAAAUGAAAAUAUCUCCAAACGUAAUGAAAUCUGUAAUAAACAAAUAAAUCAGACGGAAAAAUACUCAAAUAAAAAUAAUAAUAUUAACACAAAAUUAGUGACAUCAACACAAGAAAAUAAAUUAAAAUCUAAAAAAUCACAAAUUGCUUCUAAACCGUCUCUUUCCAAAAACACUAUAAGAAAUGUUAAAUCGUCCUCAGUUUUAACGUCAAAUUUAUCUAACGAUAUUAGAUCAAAAAUCAAGAACACACCUAAAAAGAAAAUAGUUGCAAUCAAAUCUGAAACAUUUAACACCGAUAAAAAAAUACCUGAAAAUCCUUUUGUAGACGACGGUUUUAAUCUGGCCGAUUUGAUCGAGGCAAGCUUAAAGAACAUUCGAAGUCCACGAAGUAUAUUUGAUUAUGAUUUCAGCUACAUGCAACAAGCGGGCACAACAAGAGAUAUUUUGAAAAUUAGAAAUGAAAUUCAAAACAUCGAUAAAUUGAAUCAUCUAAAAUCUAGUAAAAGCAAUGUUUUCACACAUAACUUUUCUAACAAAAUAAUUCAUGGUGACGGACUUUUAGAGAAACUUUCAGAAAAAUCUGAACCUCUUAGUGAACCAUCUACGGAGUCUCUUGUAAAUAAUAAAAAAUCUAUUCUAGAAGGUGAUAAUAAACCCUUCUCAUUAUCUGAGAAAUAUAUAAAAGCUCGAACAAAACUUCGAAAAUCUUUAGAUUGUAAACAGAGUGAUUCAACAUCCUCUCAAACUCGAUGGAAUCCAAACUUAGAAUAUAUAAACUUUCAAAACAAAUCCUUUAAAAUCAAUCCUAAGAUAAUUGACAACAAUAAUGAAAAAUCAUUUAAAGAAUCAUUGAAGACAACCUUUUUAGCAAAAACAAAUAAUUCGAAU
This is a messenger RNA of Pogonomyrmex barbatus (red harvester ant), 1939 nucleotides long. RefSeq lists its product as uncharacterized. The record is from RefSeq and is a predicted model, not a curated record. Lineage: Eukaryota; Metazoa; Arthropoda; Insecta; Hymenoptera; Formicidae.